This is a messenger RNA of Kuraishia capsulata CBS 1993, 2901 nucleotides long. RefSeq lists its product as uncharacterized. The record is from RefSeq and is a predicted model, not a curated record. Gene Ontology annotation, biological process: monoatomic cation transport; copper ion homeostasis. NCBI's taxonomy places the organism in Eukaryota, Fungi, Ascomycota, Pichiomycetes, Pichiales, Pichiaceae. The transcript has a single exon. Bases 1 to 2901 code for a protein of 966 amino acids. Gene Ontology annotation, molecular function: copper ion binding; ATP binding; ATP hydrolysis activity. Gene Ontology annotation, cellular component: membrane.
AUGUCGUUUACCACCACGCUUUCUGUGGCGGGGAUGACAUGUUCCGCCUGUGUUAACUCGGUAACGGCUGUUUUGAAGGAGGAACCGGGCGUUGUUUCUGCAGAAGUCUCGUUGAUGACCGAAAGGGCUUUUGUGAAGCACGAUUCCUCUGUUUCGCCUGAAAGGCUACGAGAGGCUAUCGAAGACUGUGGGUUUGAUAGUGCUGUUCUCUCAUCCGAAAAUGCCGAAACGCCUCAAGAUGAUAAUACUUCGGUUUCGCUGCGAAUUUAUGGAAUGACGUGUUCGAGUUGUUCGAAUUCGAUAGAAUCUGUGGUUUCUGAGCUUGAUGGAGUGGCCAGUUGCAACGUUAGUCUGACUACUGAGGAGGCUCGUGUGGUAUUCGACACCAAUAAAGUGGGGAUACGGACCAUCAUUGAGACAAUCGAGGAUUGUGGAUUUGAUGCAAUUGUUAAUAAUGCUCUAGAUUUGACGUCUCAACUGGAACUCCUUUCAAAGAUCAAGGAAAUCCAGUAUUGGAGAGACAAUCUUUUACAGUGUAUAACAGUUGGAGUUCCCGUCUUCUUCUUAGGCCAUAUUUUGCCAAUGAUCAGAAAGCAGGUUUUUCAUGUCAGUCCUCAGGGACUAAGAAUUGGACACGGCGUUUACCUGGAAGAGGUUAUCCAGAUUGUUCUGACCACCUAUAUCCAGAUGCGAGUGGGUAAGAGAUACUACAUUAGUGCCUUUAGUGCUCUCAAACACGGAAGUGGAACUAUGGAUUUGCUUAUUUGCAUUUCCACAACGAUAGCCUACACAUAUUCGGUUAUAUCGAUGUUGCUCGCUUUCUUGACAAAUUCUCAGCAGGAACCAACUGUGCUGUUCGACACCUCUGCCAUGCUGUUUAUCUUUGUCAGUCUGGGUAAAUGGGUUGAAAACAGGGCCAAGGGCCAGACUUCUACUGCUCUUUCCAAGCUUUUGUCAUUGACUCCGUCCACAUGCACCAUAAUAGAGAACUGGGAAUCUGUUUUCUCAGAGGACGGAGAACUGAACGUGGUCGACAUGACCACCAGAAACAUCGGUGUUGACCUCCUGGAGAAGAACGACAUUGCGCUUAUCUUGCCCGGUGCGAAAGUUCCCACAGACGGAGUUUGCAUCUACGGAACCUCCGAAGUUGAUGAGUCUCUGCUCACUGGGGAAUCUUUACCAGUGGUGAAGGGUAAAGGCUCCAGACUAAUCGGUGGGUCUGUAAAUCAGGCAAAUGCCCUCUACAUGCGCGUUCUGCGGGUAGGCGAGAAUACGGAGCUCCAACAGAUAGUCAAGUUGGUUCACAAUGCUCAGAUUGCGAAAGCACCUAUUCAGAGAUAUGCAGACAAGAUUGCGUCUAAGUUCGUUCCAACAAUCUUGGUUUUGUCUCUGCUAACUCUGAUCUCGUGGAUGGGUAUUCUUGGAUGUAUUACGAGUAAGGGAAACGGCUCUACUGCCUCGGUACCCAAGUACUUCUUGGACUCAGAUGGAGAAGUGCUUUUCUCCAAGAUCUUGCUGUUGGCAGUAUCUGUGGUUGUGGUGGCGUGUCCUUGUGCUCUCGGAUUAGCUGCUCCUACAGCCAUCAUGGUAGGUACAGGUGCAGGUGCGAAAUUUGGAGUUUUGCUAAAAGGAGGAGACGUUUUGGAGGCUGCAAAUGGAAUAGAUUGUGUCCUUUUCGAUAAGACCGGAACGAUCACUGCCGGAUUCAUGAAGCUCUCCAACUACGAUUUUAAGAGGGGCCUGUUACAGGAGAAUCUGAAGCUCGGAGAGUCUGAUGUCUGGGCUUUCUUGGGAAUGAUCGAGUCUUCAAGUGAACACCCUAUUGGCAAGGCUAUUACAGAGGUUGCUAAGUCAAAGGUAGGCGACCCCAUUGAGGUGUCACUUGUGGAGUCUCAAGUUCAGAUUGGUUCUGGAAUAUCGGCGGUCGUGAGAUUCAACUACCAGACAUAUGUCUUAAAGGUUGGAAACUACAAAAUGAUGCUCGAGAGCCAUAUCUCCAAUAUCUCAGACUUUCAAGAUGUGGUGAGUGAGGUCGAGUCCAAGGAAAGUUCGGAGCUUUUCUCCCAUUGCUCUACGUUAUCCCAUGUGCUGAUUAACGAUUACUACGUUGGAUACAUGGAGAUGGAGGAUGUUCUAAAGACAGAUGCCCAGUCUACGAUAGCAGAGCUCAUGACAUCGGGGUAUUCGGUAGGAUUGGUCACUGGAGACAACCAGCGUGUUGCUUCUUUCAUUGCUAGAUCCGUUGGAAUUCCCCAGGAAAACUGCUUUGCCAAUUGCAGACCAGACGAGAAACUGGCUUUGGUGAACAAUCUCCAAACGGAGCUCGGUCUAAAAGUUGCAUUUGUGGGCGAUGGAAUCAACGACGCUCCCGCUCUUGUGAAGGCUGAUUUGGGAAUCGCGAUUGCUUCGGGGACAGAUAUCGCCAUAGACUCAGCAGAUGUGGUUCUUCUGUCCAACGAUACUGAAGCAGACACGUCCAAAGGUUUGUGGAGUGUGGUGUCCACGUUUUCGUUAUCCAGAAAAACUUUCAACAGAAUCAGGCUGAAUUUUCUAUGGGCCAUGAUCUAUAAUUUGGUGAUGCUGCCUGUGGCAAUGGGUUUCCUGAUUCCAAUCGGUAUCACUAUGCAUCCCAUGCUGGCGAGUUUGUCAAUGGCUUUUUCGUCUGUGAGUGUUGUUUUGAGCUCUCUUUUACUGAAGACCUGGAAACCACCAAAGGCGACUGUGCAAGUGUCAGACUCGACUUCGGCUGCCGUACAAGAUACAGAAGCUGAUGUUGGCUCAUUGAGCAGAUUCAAAGUAAAUAGAAGAAAGGCGGGGUUUAUGAGUCGUUUGGGAAUGCCUUUCAGCUAUUGGGGUACCAGGCAGCAGAAUUCGGGGGAUUAUGAGCUUCUACAGCAAUAA